GACCCCCUGAGGACGGUCCAGAGGAGGGUCCGGAGGACGGUUCUGGUCCAGAAAACGGGGGCAGCUCCAGUGAGAAGGAGCAGGACCCGGCCAGCUCCCCAGAGGGAUCCAAACCCGGUUCUUGCUACACCCCGGACCCCCCAGAACCCCCAUCCCACCCAGAAGAGAGCCGCACUCCCAGAACCGGUGGUCCAGAAAAGGAGGCGGAGAGUCCUUCACAGAGGUACCCCCCAGGGGACCAGCUGGUCCAAGGUCUCUCCGGGUCCAUCAGCCUCAGGACCAACAGACCCCCUCUGGAGGUUCUGAAGAAGAUCUUCCCGGCCCACAAGCCCCCGGUGCUGGACUUGAUUCUGCGGGGGUGUGGGGGGGACCUGGUGGGGGCCAUCGAGGUUCUGCUGUCCAGUCGGAACCCGGACGGGAGCGCGCCCCCUCACUCAGAACCGGUCCCGGACGGCCUGGUCCUGCCGCCMAACGGACACCUGUUGGAUCCCGGUCUGGGUCCGUACCCGCACCCGGGUUCCUCGUCCAACAAGUGGUCCGUGGGCUCGGCCUUCCGGGUCCCGGACUCCCUGCGGUUCGGGUCAGAGGCGUCCCCGGGGGCGCUGGGAGUCCCCCUGCAGCACCCGUCCUUCCCGCAGCCGGGCCGGUACCCCCUGAUGCUGCGCAGCUCGCUGACACGCGCACACGCCGGCCCCUUCGUGCACAACGACGUGACCCUGUGGGGGUCCGUGGCCCUGCAGCAGCAGUACCAGCUCCGGUCCGCGGCCCAGUACGUGUCCCCCUUCAGUCCCGGAGCCGCCUCGGGCCCCGCGGCCUCAGUGUUCCGAGGAUCUCCUCUGAUCCCGUCCAGAACCUCCGAGGAGCCGCGGGUCAGCAUCCAGGAGGAGGCCUGCGUCCUGGGACCCAAACCCGGACUCUACUCCCCCGAAGAGGAGUUCGAGGACCGCUCGGACUCUGCAGACACCCGGGUCCUGAACUCUGGAUCCUGAACCGGAUCAGACCCGGACUGAGUUCUGCUUCUGGAAGUUAAACUCACCUCCUGCUGCUGCAGGUUCUGACCCAGAAGGACCGGAAAUGACAGGUGAUGGACUUCCGGUCYGCACGUUUAGAUCUCUGCAUGAAAUGAGCCAAAAACAUGAAACCUGCUUGUUUUWGUUUUUAUUGUGUUGAAUAAAAACUUCAAACGAC
This is a messenger RNA of Austrofundulus limnaeus, 1188 nucleotides long. It is a transcript of the gene dmrt3a, whose product is annotated as doublesex and mab-3 related transcription factor 3a. Gene Ontology annotation, biological process: regulation of transcription by RNA polymerase II; male sex differentiation. NCBI's taxonomy places the organism in Eukaryota, Metazoa, Chordata, Actinopteri, Cyprinodontiformes, Rivulidae. Gene Ontology annotation, cellular component: nucleus. Gene Ontology annotation, molecular function: protein binding; RNA polymerase II cis-regulatory region sequence-specific DNA binding; DNA-binding transcription factor activity, RNA polymerase II-specific. The record is from RefSeq and is a predicted model, not a curated record.